Cuculus canorus (common cuckoo) is the source of this 6656-nucleotide messenger RNA. RefSeq names its product nuclear receptor subfamily 3 group C member 2 (gene NR3C2). Lineage: Eukaryota; Metazoa; Chordata; Aves; Cuculiformes; Cuculidae. Gene Ontology annotation, molecular function: sequence-specific DNA binding; zinc ion binding; DNA-binding transcription factor activity. The transcript is spliced from 9 exons. The record is from RefSeq and is a predicted model, not a curated record. Gene Ontology annotation, biological process: regulation of DNA-templated transcription. Bases 224 to 3169 code for a protein of 981 amino acids.
GGAACACCCACCCACCUUAGGCGUCCAUGGUGGGAGCUGUCAGCCCCGCCGCGGGUCCCCGCCGACCCCUCUCGACGCCCCCUCCGCAUACUUUCUUGUUUUCCCCCUUUUUUUCUUUUAAUUAUUAUUAUUUUUUGGUGGCGGUGCGUGCUCUCGGAUGGUUUGCAGGCAGUAGCCGGGGGCUGCGCCUCCUCCUCCUCCGCCACCAUGUCGUAGGGAAGUUAUGGAGACAAAAGGAUACCACAGCUACCCAGAAGGCUUAGAUAUGGAGAGACGGUGGGGUCAAGUUUCUCAGUCUGUGGAGUAUUCUUCUGUAGGUGCUGGAGAGCAGACUGAUGACAGUAACUAUAUGGAGAUUGUAAAUGUAAGCUGCGCUCCUGGCCCUUUUGCCAACAGUGGUGCUCAAGGAAACAACAAAGAAAAACCUGAGCUACUCUCCUGCCUGCAGCAAGACAGCAGUCAGCCUGGUCUUUUGCCCUCUGACAUCAAGACCGAAACAGAGUCGAAGGAGCUGUCGGCAACAGUGGCUGAAUCCAUGGGUUUAUAUAUGGAUUCAAUACGAGAUGCCGAUUACCCCUACGAUCAGCAGAACCAGGGGAGCCCAGGAAAGAUCUACCAGAAUGUGGAGCAGCUGGUGAAGCUCUACAAGGAGAAUGGCCAUUGCUCUUCUCCCCUUCACAGCACCAGCAGGCCCUUGAGGUCUUUGAUGUCGGACUCUGGGAGCACUGUCAACGGUGGUGCCAUGCACGCUAUUGUCAAAAGCCCUAUCAUGUGUCAAGAGAAAAGCCCUUCAGGCUGCAGCCCUCAAAACAUGGCUUCCUCAGUGUGUAGUCCUGCUGGAGUUAACUCUGUGUCCUCAACUACUGCUAACUUUGGGAACUUUGCUGUGCACAGCCCCAUUGGCCAGGGAACCCCUUUGUCGCACUCGCCAAAUGUUGAGAACCGGGGGUCAAUGUCACACAGUCCUGCGCAUGUUAGCAACGUGGGGUCUCCGCUUUCUAGCCCUAUAAGCAGCAUGAAGUCACCGAUUUCCAGUCCUCCCAGUCACUGCAGUGUGAAAUCUCCUGUCUCAAGUCCCAGUAAUAUCACUAUGCGAUCUUCCGUCUCCAGUCCUGCAAACAUGAACUCAAGGAGCUCCAUUGCCAGCCCUUCCAAUGCCAAUAAUAGAUCCACUCGUUCUAGUCCAGCGGUUAGCACUGUGGGAUCAUCCAUCUGUAGCCCUGUAAACAACUCCCUAGGAUUCCUGGCUUCCGGCACGCCGGUGGGACCUAGCAGAAGCCAAGAUACCGUUCCCAGUCCAGAAACAAAGGACAAGGGUGCUCAAGGACUCACAUUUCCUAAGAUGGAGGAAAUGGAGAACGCCAUCUCCAACAACAGUCAGAUGAACCUUGUUCAGUUCAUAAAACCUGAGCCAGAUGGUUCGUUCGGCAGCGCGUGCAUCGGUGACAGCAGCAAAAUAAACUCUGAUUCCCCCUUUUCAGUACCAGUGAAGCAAGAGUCAGCCAAGCAUCCUUGUUCUGGUGCCUCUUUUAAAGGGAAUCAAACAGUAAAUCCUUUCCCAUUUACCGAUGGCUCGUAUUUUUCUUUUAUGGAUGACAAAGACUAUUACUCUCUUUCUGGGAUUUUAGGACCACCUGUUUCUUCGUUUGAUGGAAGUUGUGAAGGUAGCGGGUUUCCAAAUUCAGGCCUACCUGUGGGAAUUAAGCAGGAGCCUGACGAUGGCAGCUAUUACCAAGAAAACAGUAUACCAUCCUCUGCCAUUGUGGGUGUAAAUUCAGGUGGACAGUCGUUUCACUACAGGAUCGGCGCCCAAGGCACAAUAUCUUUGUCACGACCGGUUGCUCGAGAGCAGGCAUUUCAGCACUUGAGCUCGUUCCCUCCAGUCAGCACGUUAGUGGAGACCUGGAAGUCGCAUUCGGAGUUGGCAUCCAGAAGAAGUGAUGGGUAUCCAGUUCUAGAGUACAUUCCAGAAAACGUGUCCAGCUCUUCAUUGAGAAGUGUGUCAACUGGAUCUUCAAGACCUUCCAAAGUCUGUUUGGUGUGCGGAGAUGAGGCAUCUGGAUGUCAUUAUGGGGUGGUCACAUGUGGCAGCUGUAAAGUUUUCUUCAAGAGAGCAGUAGAAGGACAGCACAAUUACCUGUGUGCGGGAAGGAAUGACUGCAUAAUUGAUAAGAUUCGGAGAAAGAACUGCCCAGCCUGUCGAUUACAGAAAUGUCUGCAAGCUGGAAUGAAUUUAGGAGCCCGGAAGUCCAAAAAGUUGGGGAAAUUGAAAGGGAUGCAUGAGGAACAGCCACAGCAGCGGCAGCAGCCACCACCCCAGAGCCCUGAGGAAGGGACGACAUAUAUUGCGCCUGUGACUGAGCCCUCUGUAAACACUGCACUUGUCCCCCACAUGUCUGCUAUCUCACCAGCACUUACUCCCUCUCCUGUUAAGAUCCUUGAAAGCAUUGAACCGGAGAUUGUGUAUGCAGGAUAUGACAGUUCGAAGCCAGACACUGCAGAAUACCUGCUUUCCACCUUAAACCGCCUGGCUGGCAAGCAGAUGAUUCAGGUGGUGAAGUGGGCAAAGAUACUUCCAGGAUUUAGAAACUUGCCUCUCGAGGACCAAAUUACUUUAAUUCAGUAUUCAUGGAUGUGUCUGUCAUCGUUUGCCUUGAGUUGGAGAUCGUACAAACACACAAACAGCCAGUUCCUCUAUUUUGCUCCAGACCUGAUCUUCAAUGAGGAACGGAUGCGCCAGUCUGCUAUGUUUGAACUGUGCCAGGGGAUGCACCAGAUCAGUCUGCAGUUUGUUCGCUUGCAGCUUAGCUUUGAGGAGUACACUAUAAUGAAAGUGUUGCUGCUGUUAAGCACAGUUCCCAAGGAUGGUCUCAAAAGCCAAGCUGCAUUUGAAGAAAUGAGGGCAAAUUACAUUAAAGAACUAAAGAAGAUGGUAACUAAAUGUCCAAGUAACUCUGGGCAAAGCUGGCAGAGAUUCUACCAACUGACUAAACUUCUUGACUCCAUGCAUGAUCUUGUUAGUGACUUAUUGGAAUUCUGUUUCUACACCUUCCGAGAGUCUCAGGCACUGAAAGUAGAGUUUCCAGCCAUGCUGGUGGAAAUCAUCAGUGACCAGCUACCAAAGGUGGAAUCUGGGAAUGCCAAGCCCCUGUACUUUCACAGGAAGUGAUAGAAAAUGUCUUAAAUGGAAGAACUUUGCCUUAAGUUUCCCUGUGUUAUUCCACACCCAUGAAGGACCCAAGGAACCAUAUUUUAAACAUGCUAUUUACAGUUGUUCAGCAGUCUCUGAAUAGUCUAAAAUCACAUGAAGUGUUUGGGGAAUGGAAAGCAGUUGACUCGGAUGUGGCAAGACCUAGAUGUUUGGAAAUUACCCCAUAACCCUAAAAUACUUAGAAAAUGUUCCUGUUCCUCUGGAUGAAAAGCCAUAUCUAGUCGAUAACUCUUUGAUUUUGAUAUUUUAACAGAUGGAGUUUUAAAUAUUCCAUGUAGUUUCUGGUAUUGUUUGCUUGUUUUAAAAGGGUUCAAGAACUAAUGAGAACUUUUUAAAGCUUACCCUUGGUUUGCACAUAAAACGUAAAGUCAAUAUGGGGCAUUAAUAUUCUUUUCUUGUAAAAAAACAAAAACAAACAAAAACUAUAUAUAUACACACACAUAUAUACACACAAACACACACACACACACAAACCCUAAUGUGUAAAGUAAUAACAGAACAUUUGGUGUGGAAUACUCUGUUAUCCCCACCUGAGGCAUUUGUUAUCCCAUGUUAUCCCAUCAUAGAUGAUAAUACACUGUGUUAAGUGUCCAUUUACUAUUUAAUUAAAAAGGAUAAGAUGUGAAAACAAAUGCCCUGGUAUCAAUUUAUAGUAUCUAUUGUGCUGGCUUUACAAAUAAUUUUUUGCAGUCUUUUGCUGUACUGUACAUUGCUGUAUGUAUAAAUUGUGAAGGACCUGAAAUAAGGUGUAAGGAACUUUUGUAAAUGAGACAAAAAUCUUUAAUGGUUAAUAGGAUGAAUGGGAAAGUAUUUUUGAAAGAACUCUAUUUUGCUGGAGACUAUUUAAGUACUAUCUUUGUCUAAACAAACAAGGUAAUUUUUUUGUAAAGUGAAAUGUUCUGCAUGCAUAAUGAACCGUUUACAGUGUAUUUAAGAAAGGGAAAGCUGUGCCUUUUUUAGCAUCAUAUCUAAUUUACCAUCCUACAGUAUCUGUUGUAAAUAACCACAUUUAACCUUUUCAGUUGUAUUUAAGCCUUUCUAUUUUCCUCUAUAUUUUUCUCCCUUUUGUCUCGUUUGCAAGCGUAUGUGACUUGAGCACAUCUUAGAAAUCCUGCUUCAUAUUUCUGUAGGAAACUACACGAUGUUGUGUUUGCCGCUUUACAAAGGUUUCAUUUAACAAGACAAAUCACAGUCUCUCCAAAGCUUUUGCCAGCUUAAUGAUGUAGUAAGUUCUUGCCCUCUCUUCCCUUUCUCUCUCAGGGGAACAGGGGUGAAUAAGAUGUUGAAUGAUUCUCUUUUUUUAUUAAGGUUUCCCCAAUCAUUUAUUUUUCCUUUGAAUACCGAAUACAAAAAAACAUCUUAAAAGGUCAGAUUAUUAUUUCAGAUGAGGGAGAGUGAUUUCAGGUUAUGAUGAAAGGAACAUGCAGAUCAUUACAGUAAGUAUAUUGAAUAGAUUUGUAUUGGUGAGAGGGAUGGUAAGGUACUGAUAAGGGCAGAUAAGCUGAGAAUUUUUAGUGAUAUACUCAAACCAUAUGUAAUUUUGUAAGCAUUUUUGUAAUAAUCAGAAUACAUCUGAGAAGACAAAUGUUCACACUAAAAGUUCAACUCAGUUGGUCUGUAUUUGUCUCAAAAAUGUUUUCUCUAGAAUAAGACUGCAAUGAAAAACUUUUUGAGGUGAUUUUCACUAUUUCACAAUUUAUAAGCAAAUACAAAAUUUUGGAGUAGAAUAGAGGACAGGUGAACUUUUCUGAGGCUCAACAGUUGCUACCGUAAGCUCAUGUUUAACUAGAAUAGUUUUUCAGAGGCCUAAUCUAUAGUGUUCUCUCUGGGUGCCAUUGGUAUUUUUGAGCUCCAGUUCAUCCCCUGGCUGGUCAGAAUGUAGCAUUUAUUUUAAAUAGUAGUAAAAUUAAGAAUUCUACACCCUUUCUGAGUCCAAAUUUUGAGGUGUGCUUUGGUGCACUGAAGACAGUCAGUGCUACUUGUCUUUUUAAAUGACACCUGCCUUAUGCAAUGGGUAAUCUGUAAAGACUGUAUUCAGAGAGGUUUUUUAUAUAUAAAUAUAUACAUACAUAUAUUAUUUGCAUUUUGGAAGUCUAAUUCAUAGGCAGAUCUUUAAAUACUGACCUGCACAGCAAUAUGAAAGCCAAACUUCCAAUGUGAGAUACACAGCAUGCAGACUGGUUGUUUACAGUAAAGACGCAGUCAUACAUCCAUCUCUUCAUUUACAUUUUUUUUAAAAGUCCAAAAUAGAAAAUUUCAAAGCCAGGUUCUGGGUGAAUACAGUCUGCAGCAGCUUUUUAUAUUAACAAAGUUACUGCCUCCUUUUCUGUCUCAGAGUAACUUUGCUUGAUUAAAAUAGCGAAGCCAUAUUCUACACUUCACUGUUAAAUGCCUGUCCCAGUCCAAAUUGUUGUCUGUUUGCUCCUAUUUUUGUACCUUAUUACUUUUAAUCUUGGUUUGGUACAAUUCAUAAUUCACAGAAACUUCAUAUAAUUAAACACACUAAAUUAGUUUUAAAAAGCAAUUUAUAUCUUUAUGCAAAAACGUAUGUCUGUCUUUGCAAACAACUGUAAGCAGAUUAUAAUAAAUCCUUUACUUUAAUCACCUGUUGUUUAUGAAACCAUUCAUUAUUAUUUUUUGCUAGACAUCACUGAAGAAAUAGAUACAAUUGGAUAUAGAUGUUGUAAGAGGCAGUAUUCUCUUAUCAAGGACACUUACGCAGAAUAGCCAUCACUUUUUUUAUCUAAACCUGUGUACAGCAAAAAAACAAAAACAAACAACCCUAGUUUUUAGCUACUGAGGAGUUACGUUCUUUUGAAUUUGUUUAGAAUGAAAUAGGCAUUUGUCUCCUGCAAAAUACAAGGCAAACUAAAUACCUUUUAGAAGUGGGCUUCUGUUCAUCGAGCUAAAUUAUUUUGGUGUAAGAAGGAACGGGGAUAUACAGCAAGAGCAUUGUAUACACAGUGAAAAAUGUAAAAUAGUGUUCAUGUAAUGCAGUGGGUAUUUCAGGAAUAGUACACAUCAUGCGACUGAACAGUUGCGCAAAAUAAAAUAGAGAAGACUAAAGUUUGCAAUAUCAAAAUCUUAUUAAAAAGAUACUUUACAAUCAAUAAUGCAAAAAGCUAAUUCACAGGGUGGUGUUUUUCACUUACUUGUUUAAACAUUUAUGAAAUUAAACAAUUCUACAGUUAAUGCACUUUUAAUUGUUUAUUAAAGAUUUGACUUUUUUUAGAGCAAUGUUUUCAGCUGGAGGUCAAUGACUUGAUAAGAUAGACAGCAGUUCUGAGGCCAGGAAGCUCAGAGGAAUGUUUUAAGAAUUCUUGGAGUUUAAAUAGAUUCCUGGAUGAGAAGUAAAAGCAGCCAGCAGUAUGGUGUAAACAGUAAAAUCUAUGCAUAAUGAUGCAUUUAUAAUUAGGGGUUUGCUUCUGUAUGUUUAAAGCUUUUU